This is a messenger RNA of Maylandia zebra (zebra mbuna), 1543 nucleotides long. RefSeq lists its product as uncharacterized. Lineage: Eukaryota; Metazoa; Chordata; Actinopteri; Cichliformes; Cichlidae. The record is from RefSeq and is a predicted model, not a curated record.
AUGGUGAUCGUCAGCUACCUCAAAAAGCAAGGGGUUUCAGGAAAGGCAGACGGGGUAAGCUGGGUGUGGGCCUGUAAAUGGAUGGAGCGGGUAAAGGAAGUCGGGAAGGGAGAACGUGAAGAAAGGAGCCGAAACCUGCAGAGUUCAGCUCAAACACAAGUUGUUGCUCAGUCCCAGCACACACCGUGGUCCCAGAUUGUGGGCACGUUGGGAGCCUGGUAUGGCUUUACUCCAGUUUUUGUAGUUUGGUCAGUCUGCCAAGUGGAGGCACUGCCGCACCCUUCUGUACUGAUAGUGGAUGUGUGCUGGAGGCUACUCUUUGUGUGCCUUCUGUUGAUUUCUCUGGGAGGUUGCAUCCAUGCCCUGAAGUGCUGCCUGCAGCCAGGACAGAGCCAGGGAGAGCCUCCAGGGACUGAACAGGAGAUUGUGACUGAAAUCAGGAAUGACCAGUGUUUACGGAUGUACCAGGCAAGAAACCCAGGUGUGAAUAUUAAUCUGAUUCUUGCCCUGGCUGACAGCCUGCUGCUGUGUGUGCUGCAGGAACCUCUGCCAGACCCCAAUGUGCCCCACAUUCAGGCUCUUCUCUCCAGACUGGAGUCAGUGUCUCACACACUGGAGGUGACUGAUGUGGGAUCAGAGGUGGGACUGGAUGAGGUGGACCAAAGCUCUGUAGUGACAGAGAAACUGAAACUCCUCCACACCUACCUGCAGCAGAGGAGAGUGUCCCUGUGCACUCUUGUCCAGGUGCAGGGGGACUUUGAGGCCAGUGUGAAGAACAUGCUGCAGGGCUUAGACGACCUCUGGGCUCAGCUGGAGGAGCUGCAUACUGGGGUCACACUCUUCAAACAGGAGACCCAAGGCCACAGAGAUCUGGCCUCUGCUCAGAGAGACACACAGAAUUUGUUGUCGGUCUUGGGUGACUACAGGAACAAACUUCAGUCUUGUCAGGUUCAUUUGAAGGGCAGCACACAACUACUGCAGGAGUUAACCUGGAGUCACACCCACAUGAGCAACAGCGUGAACAGCAGCAGUGAGUCAGUUUGGCCAGAGCUCUUGCUUCAGUCUAAUAUUGAGCAGUUUGACAAGGUGCAGGAGAAUUUCACCUCUCUGGAACAACAGAUCUCUACCUUCCAGGCCCACCUGGAGGGACUCGGAAAACAAAAUCAGGAAAAACAUGCCGGGCCCCUCACUCAUGCUGGCGGGCCACAUUUAUACUCGGUACCGCCACAGACUUCUUAUCAUGCCCACAGUAAAGUGUCUGUGGAGCACCGUAACUCCACCUCUUCCUCCACGUCUGCUUCCUCGGUGGAUACAGGUACAGCCACAAAAACAGACAAUACUUUCUCACUGCGCAAGAGGUCGGCGCUACAUUUCUCUUCCACAAUCGGACGACGUCUGCGCAUAUCUGGAAGGAAGAAAUGAUUUGUUAAAAACGUAUUUAAACGCAGAUGAUGUGGUAGUGAGCUAGGGAAGGAAUAUUCAAAUGUUGAUCAUUUGCUGGUUGCCUAAAAUUUUAUUAUUUAUUGCUCUUUGUCAUUGCAUU